GAAUGUGACAAAGAACAGAAGGCUUGCUAGUUUGUUGUCACUAAUUCAGUGAUAAUAUAUUGUGACGAUCAAAGUCUCGUGGACUUGACUGGUAGAGACGAUGUUGGCGAGAGUUCGUCUUCGUUUCCAGUCUACCCCCAUCCACUAUGCACAGAAAUGCUGGUUUACAUUUGACAAGGAGCAGUGCAGACUGGUAGGAGAUGUGGCUCAUCUCAUAGGCUCUCAGUUUGGCUUUGAUCUGCACAAAGAUGGCAUACAGCUCUUCAUGGAUGAUUUUCUGGUACCAACUAAUGAAAAUGCAGACGUCUUUAGAGAUAAUGAUCUUAUCGAAGUCAAGAAUGUGUCUGUGAGGAAUGGUCUGAUAGAGUCGAGCUCUACCUCUGACAGCAGUCUUUCCGAAGCUCAACCUCUGGCUAAAAAGAAACCUAGGAUUACUCCAAACAAGGCUGCCUCUUCUAUUCCAAACAAGACUGCCCCUAGGAACACUUCAGUCCCUAAGGUCACUCCAAACAAGACUGUCCCUAGGAUCACUCCAAUCAAGGCUACCCCUACUCCAAACAAGACAACCCCUAGGAUCACUCCACACAAGACAGCUCCUAACACUCCUCCAAAUAAAGGCUGUGCCAAUAAGUCAAGUAAAACGCUGUCCAGCAAAUCAAAACCGCUUCGUGUGUCUAAGAAGAAGACAGCAUCUGGUGGUAUGCAUUUGACCUUCAAUUCCUCUAGUAGUUCAGAGAGCAGUUCCAGCGAAGACGAGAUACCUGUACGAUCGAUUACAACCGCAAACCAAAACAUACCCACACCUCCUGUGAAACCAGUGGAAUCGCCAGCCAGCACCAGACGGGGUAAACGAAGCAGGGGCAAAGGUCGUGGGGGGAGACAGAGAGGAGGAAGAGCUUUGCCAGCAAAUGUUGUCAUAGGAGGACCAAGUGAUGCCCAUACUACACUCAACACUGUAUACACCAACAAUGAUGUUUCUAUGGAGAAUAAUACGUAUCCUUCUAUAGAGAAAAACAAUGAUGGUGAUUCCGUAGAGAAAAACAAGGAUGAUUCUAUAGAGAAUAAUAACACUGCCAAUCAGAUGUCUACAGGAUGGGAUGUCCGACCAAAUGAGGAGCACCCUAUCAUUAGUAAGCCGACUAGGGACUAUUCUAAUUGUCCGGACCUCGAAGGUGCUCCAAGAGUGGGUGACCAACUAGCAUUCAAGUUAUUGGAGCUCUCUGGGAGUUGCACGCCUGAAGUGUCUCUAUACAAACUAGCGUCAGUGAUGGCUUACGAUCAUACUGCCAAGACUGUGACAGUCAGGUAUCAGGGCCCCUCAAACAUCACACCAGACAACGCCUCUUCUCGAUUGGCUCAGUUUGCACUGGAACAGGAGAUCAUGAUGGAGUGUCCUGAAGUCGUACUGGAAUUGAACUCACUAAUAACCCCUAAACUUGUAAACACCUAGCUAGUGUCUAUAUAAAUUACAUGCUUUGUAACUUUGUAUGCAUAAAUUAUACAGUGUAAUUAUAUCAAUUUUGUUUGUUUUUUCUACAUAACAGUCACUGUUUAAAUCUCA
Molecule: messenger RNA, 1561 nt
Organism: Halichondria panicea
Lineage: Eukaryota; Metazoa; Porifera; Demospongiae; Suberitida; Halichondriidae
Product: coilin-like
Exons: 6
Coding region: 101-1450 (449 amino acids)
Biological process (GO): spliceosomal snRNP assembly
Cellular component (GO): Cajal body
Molecular function (GO): U1 snRNA binding; U2 snRNA binding
Source: RefSeq, a predicted model, not a curated record